Molecule: messenger RNA, 1684 nt
Organism: Toxotes jaculatrix (banded archerfish)
Lineage: Eukaryota; Metazoa; Chordata; Actinopteri; Toxotidae
Product: phospholipase B1, membrane-associated-like
Exons: 16
Coding region: 1-1284 (427 amino acids)
Biological process (GO): phospholipid metabolic process
Cellular component (GO): brush border membrane
Molecular function (GO): A2-type glycerophospholipase activity; phosphatidylcholine lysophospholipase A1 activity; retinyl-palmitate esterase activity
Source: RefSeq, a predicted model, not a curated record
AUGGAGUGGCUUUGGAUCGCCGUGGCAACAUGUGUGCUCGUGUCCUGCUCUGUCAAAGGUAACGACUGGUGGUGGGAGUAUGAGGAGGGGAUACGACACUACAGCAAGGAGGCCCUCAACAAGGAGUUUCCGGAGAAAACUCGACCGGUGAGCUUCAAGCAUCCUGUGUUCCAGUGUCCAGACAUGAGUCCUUCUCCCUCUGUCCCCUCAUCAGUUGAAUUUGUGAAGGCGGCAGAUAUCAAAGUCAUCGCUGCCUUGGGGGAUUCUCUGACAACGGCCAUAGGUGCCAACGCCACCACUGUCCUCGGGAUUCCUAUCGAGUUUCGCCAUGUGUCGUGGAGUAUUGGAGGUUACGGGUCAUUUCAGGAUGUCAUUACUUUGGCAAACAUCAUCAAGCUGUUCAAUCCUAAUCUGGUUGGUGCUGCUCCCGGCAAGACGGUUCAUGGGAUGCAGGCUCACAUCAGUGAAACAGGCUUCAACCUGGCUGUGACAGGACAUAACACCUUCAAUCUCCCCGGCCAGACGAGGCAUUUGAUUGACACGCUGAGAGGUUAUGAGGGUCUGAACUUCGAGGAGGACUGGAAGCUUCUGACCAUUCUCAUGGGCAUGAAUGACAUCUGUGAUUACUGCAAAGAUAAGGCUCUUUUUUCAGUGGAUAACUUCAUUCAUUAUAUGACCGUCUCCUUGGAAAUGCUUAUGAAUGAGGUUCCUCGUAUGAUCGUUAACGUGGUUCAGAUUCUGCCCAUGCAGACUCUGAGGGAGGUGCAGAAGCCCACCCCAGGGUGCCUGCUCCAACGGUCUUUCUGUUCGUGCCUGAUAGAACCAGUAGCCAGGUCUCCUGAACUUCGGGAGCUGGUGGAAGUCAAUCUGGAAUUCCAGAAAAGACUCGAGGAGCUGCUGUACAGCGACCGUUUCUUCAGGGAUGACUUUGCUGUUGUUCUUCAGCCCUUUCUCAAACACGCCGACCCCCCCCGCCUCCCGAGCGGGAAGAUCGACAUGACCUUCUUCACUCACGACUGCUUCCACUUCACCAUAAAGGGACAUGAGGAGCUGGCCAAGGGACUGUGGAACAAUAUGUUUCAGCCUGAAGGAGGAAAGAUGAUUGUGAGCAGUUUCUCAGACCCCAUCAGUCUCAUCUGUCCACCUAUGGAACACCCGUAUAUCUUCACCCGACCAAUCGCAGCCAAGUCAGGCCACCCUCCACUUCAGUCUGACGCUCCAUCACAGGCGGCCACCUUGCUGUUCUCGCUACUUGUGGGUUUGGGACGUCUUAGACUUAUGUAGCUUUGACUCUGCUAAGCUAUCUUUACUGUGGAGAUGAUCUCCUACAGUGGAUCACCUGCAAGGGAGAGUCUGUGAGCCGCUCAUUGCAACUUUGCAUAUAUGUGGCCCCAAAUACCAGCAUGGAGAAAUUACUUCAGUUUUAAGAUAUCUGAAAACCCCUCUGAUAAAGUGACAGUGAGUCCUGCAACCUAAAUAUUUAAUUUUUAAGAAGCAGUUGGAGGCGGUGAAGAGUUUUAGUUGUUGUUGGUGAGCAGAUUGCUGCUCCUAGCAAAAAGUUUUCUAUUUUGUUUUUAAAUUUUAAUUUAUCCUGACUGCACCACGAUGAAUUAUCAGUUAGACCACGCUCAUAACUGUGGGGAUGAGACAAUCUUCCACAUUUCUCCCACUCUUAUAAGUAUGA